Plasmodium gonderi is the source of this 351-nucleotide messenger RNA. RefSeq lists its product as hypothetical. The transcript has 4 exons. Lineage: Eukaryota; Apicomplexa; Aconoidasida; Haemosporida; Plasmodiidae. The record is from RefSeq and is a predicted model, not a curated record. Bases 1 to 351 code for a protein of 116 amino acids.
AUGAUUUGGGGAUUAUCAGUUUCUAUCACACUGUUGGGUUUAGCAUCCCUUGCGAAAAGUGGACACACAGUAUACCUACUCCUCAGCGAAUUCAAGUUGGAGAACGACAGCAUUGAUCAUUUUACCAUACCGUACACACUCAUCGCGCAGAUUCUCUUGUGCUCUUUGGUGACCAUGUACGGUGGAAGCAAAUUGUUUCUCAAUUUCAAAAAUAUCAGCGAUAAUGUAUCUACAAACUUUGACAAUUAUGAUUGGGACAAAAAACACGCGAGGAAAAGCUAUCGCCCGUGCUUUAACAGAAAACAUUUUAUAAAAAAUUAUGCAAAAGAUUUCCUCCUUAAAUCGAUUUGA